CUACCGGAUUUUGGUCGACGCUUACUGUGCGAAAUUAGUCACUGACUCUAUGUAUUUGAAUUUUUUUUUUAGUGUUAUCAAUUUCAAUGUUGUAAACUCCUAUCCAACCCCAGGAGAAUGAUCAUUCCCCGUAAACGAUAUUGAGUUGAUCUAUUUUUGCAGUAGGAGACAACAUUCUAACCUGCAAUACGACGAGAAUAAGAUACGGCUUUUUUCUUCGGCUCAGUGACAACACAUAAAUCGACAUAAUUCGACGGACUCGCUAUUUGUGUGGUACUACAAGAUGAAGUCUUCGUCGAAGCGAUCAUCCGCGACUACUGCCCCGACCUCAGAUCAGGGAAGCAGUGAGCCGCCAGUGAAAAAGGUUAAGAAGGGGAUGAAAAUGAAAAAGGUAUCUCGUAGUAGUGGAGUAGAGAGAGACACAUCAGGGAAUGAAUCAGCUACAACAGCACCAAAGUCGGCAUGCAAAGAGUGGAGCUCACCACCGGCGGUUGUUGUUGAAGAUACACCAGCAGUAAUCCUCCAAGAACAGGAAGCGAGGACCAAGACUAAAGCGUCAAAAGAAGGCAAGAAGAACAAAGUGCUGAAAAAAGCAGGAAAAAGUAAGAAGCUAUCCGCAGAAGAAGAGCAAGAGUCGCUUGUAGCCAAACUAAAGAAGAAGGCCCUGAACGCUGGUGCUUCGUCAGACGAUGAAGAAGCUCCAGCUCCAACAACACCGGCAGAAGAUGAAGUCGCUAGUGCAGCUGCCUCAUCAGCAGGAGCUCCUGCUACCACCAGCACCACUUCUCCGGCAAGCUGUGCAGCUACGGUGUAUCUUUCUGGUCUGCCGUAUGAGUGGACCAAAGAGGACAUUGCAACACUCGUCAAAGACAAGGUCGGCUUGACGAAGAAUGAGGACAUGCCGAAGGAUAUUCGCGCACCUACCUGGCAUGACACAGGCCGUUUGCGUGGUUAUGCACAUGUCGACUUCGCAUCCGAAGCGUUAGCCCAGACGGCUGUGAAGCAGUUGCACAGGCAAAAACUGCCCUCUGGUCGUUGGAUUGGUGCAGAAAUCGCGAAAGCCGAGAAAAUGACUGGUGCAGGCUCCACUGCUGCAGGAUCUAGUUCGGCGCUCACCCUCGCUGACCUGAUCAAGAAAGUGCGGAAAGUGCGCUGCGCACGACUGUUUGUGGGAAACUUGCCUUACACAGUGACGGAGACGGAGAUUGCGGACCUCUUUGGCGGUUCCAAGAUGGUCACAGCAGUUCGAAUAGCGCACGAAAUGCAGAGGUGUAAGGGCUUUUGCUAUGUGGAAUUCGGAACCUGCGAUAAGGCAGUAGCUGCGUUGGAGGCAGUACAGGCGAAGGAGCCGGGACGGCUCUGGCUGCUAGGAGGACGACGGCUUAACAUCGAUGCCGACACAGGGAGCGGACCCAAAGCUGGCUACCACUACAGAAAAGAAGCGUGGUCAACCGGCUUUGCCGUUAAGAAGAAUAAUGCGCCGUGGUAGGGAACUCAUCUCUCUCUGUCAAAUACUUACUUAAGAGCACAGACCAAGUCCAAGUGCAAGUCCAAGACCCAGUCAAAGACGUCGUGAUAAAAGAAGCGAGGCCGUUGUCACCAGACGAGGCAAGAAGAUAUAGAUGACCUUUUACGAUGUCGAUGAUUUCACGCAUAAGACUACAAGGUUAAGGACGCACAUUCGCGUCAAAAUCUAUUGCAAAAUCAUUCCCGUGAAAUGAAGUCGUUUAACACGAGCUCACCAGCGCACCCUUUACGUCUCCUUCACUCAAAUCGUGACAGCGAGUCGGAUAUUAUUGCCAUGAUUCGCGUGCUUCUGCAUAUCCAUGUGCAAAGAAUUCUUGGCUCCUUCGCCUCCACCCAAAUUGAUGCUUCGGUGACGAGAUGAGAGAUAUAAUUAUAAGUACGCAAAAAGGAGUAUCCAGAUCCACGGCGGCAUAUGGUCCUAACUCAAAAAAAAAAAUAAACUAUGGUGGUCGCGAAUGAACAUAACAGGGACACACACAUGACAUCCACUUCUAAC
This is a messenger RNA of Amoebophrya sp. A25, 2023 nucleotides long. NCBI's taxonomy places the organism in Eukaryota, Dinophyceae, Syndiniales, Amoebophryaceae. The record is from the annotation of a GenBank genome assembly.